Opisthorchis viverrini is the source of this 459-nucleotide messenger RNA. RefSeq lists its product as hypothetical. NCBI's taxonomy places the organism in Eukaryota, Metazoa, Platyhelminthes, Trematoda, Opisthorchiida, Opisthorchiidae. The record is from RefSeq and is a predicted model, not a curated record. Bases 1 to 459 code for a protein of 152 amino acids. The transcript is spliced from 3 exons.
AUGGAGAACAGAAGAUCGAUAGAUAUUCACUUUUUGGCUUUCCAACUUCCCCCAUUUCGUCACAGUGGAACGUGUGAUUAUGGACGAGUAGGAUGCGAUGGAUACCGGUGGUUAAAUAUGCAAUCACGAGAUGACUCAUCAGACAUUCUACUGAACCUAUCCACGGAAGAGCUGCCGCAGUUCUGUCCAGCUGGACUGUGUGCAUGGAUCCCAUGGUUAAAUAUGCAAUCACGAGAUGACUCAUCAGACAUUCUACUGAACCUAUCCACGGAAGAGCUGCCGCAGUUCUGUCCAGCUGGACUGUGUGCUUCUAAGAUACUGCUCAUAGUGCACACAAAAAAAAGAUCGAAUGCUGUGGAUGAGAGCCAAUUUCCAGAAUGGGCCCCGCAUGACUCUGCUUGUGCUUGGUUAGGGGCGUUGCAAGAUACGGCACCACAACAAUAUCGGUGGCGUUGCUGA